AUGUCUUUAAAUUUGAUAAUAGUUUUUAAACUGAUAUUAUUUCUUGGCGUUCAAUGCGAUGAAGAGAUCCGCAGUUAUUCCGGAUAUUCAGUCAUUCGUUUAGUCCCUAAGACUGAAUCACAACUCAAUUAUUUGAGAGAAUUAGAGGAAAAUGUGUUAGAACUUGACUUCUGGAGGGGUCCCUCAUAUGUGGACAGACCCGUCGAUGUUAUGGUUCCGCCGCAACUCAAUCAUACAUUUGAUAAGAUUUUUGAAGACAAACUAUUGGAGAGAAAUGUUAUGAUAGAAGAUCUAGAAAAUGAUUUUAUUGAAGACAAGGCGGACGACCCUGCGUUGAGAGCAAAGCCAUUGCGAGCAGAUAUAGUCGAAAGACAUUUUGAUGACUUCCAGAGACUCCCAAAAAUUCAUUCAUAUUUAGACGCCGUUGUAUCUAAAUAUCCGGCCGUGUCUUCCGUUAUAUCUAUCGGUAACUCAUAUGAGGGCCGACCCCUCAAAGUGAUUCGUAUUGGCGAAGGCAAUGAAAACCAAAACAAACCAAUCAUUUUCAUUGAAUCGGGAAUCCAUGCGCGCGAAUGGAUAUCUCCGGCCACUACUCAAUGUUUUGGUCAAUACCUCGUUCAGGGAUAUAAAGCCCGAAAUGCGGACAUCACUGCUUUGCUCCAGAAAUUUGAUUUCUAUAUUCUUCCAGUUCUUAAUCCUGACGGGUAUGAAUACACGCACACCAGGGACAGGAUGUGGAGAAAGACUCGUAAGCCAUACGGCAGCUGUUAUGGUAUACAUUUAGCUAACUCUUUUUUGAUCCUGAUUCAAGUGCUGAUCCUAACAGAAACUUUGGGUACCAAUGGGGAGGACAGGUUAGGUUCGGAGACAUAUAGAGGUCCGUCCGCUUUCUCAGAACCCGAAACUAAAGCCGUUUCCGAUUAUGUGAUGAGAAUCAGAGACAAAAUAAAGGCAUAUUUAGCCGUUCAUUCAUAUGGACAGUAUUGGAUAUAUCCCUGGGGUUGGACUAAUACCUUGACUCCUGAUGAUAAAAAUUUGGCCCGAUUGGCAAAAGUAGCUUCAAAUGCAUUGGCCUCUGUUUACGGCACUAAAUACACGACCGGCACCUCCACUAAUGUUCUCUAUGCGGCCGCUGGAGGAGCAGAUGACUGGGCGUACGGGACGGGUGGCAUAAAGUAUGCCUAUACUGUGGAACUCAGAGACAAAGGGAGCUAUGGUUUCGCUCUCCCGAAGUCUCAGAUCAGACCGACCUGUGAAGAGACUACCGUUGCCUUCAUUGCAUUCGCUAAGGAAUUGGCGAAAGAAGUCUGA
This is a messenger RNA of Oppiella nova, 1311 nucleotides long. The record is from the annotation of a GenBank genome assembly. Lineage: Eukaryota; Metazoa; Arthropoda; Arachnida; Sarcoptiformes; Oppiidae.